Messenger RNA from Ipomoea nil (Japanese morning glory), 889 nucleotides. Its product is annotated as glutathione S-transferase F11-like. The record is from RefSeq and is a predicted model, not a curated record. Bases 105 to 758 code for a protein of 217 amino acids. NCBI's taxonomy places the organism in Eukaryota, Viridiplantae, Streptophyta, Magnoliopsida, Solanales, Convolvulaceae. Gene Ontology annotation, cellular component: cytoplasm. The transcript is spliced from 3 exons. Gene Ontology annotation, molecular function: glutathione binding; glutathione transferase activity.
CAGAAUAUCACAUUCAAAUUAAAUAAAAAGAAAAGGGAAAAAACAUACACCCAUUCACCAACUAACAUUCGAUCGUUACAAUAUUAAUAUUGUGUUGUGUGAAUAUGGUAGUUAAGGUGUUCGGUUCUGCAACAGCGGCAUGUCCGCAGAGGGUGAUGGCAUGUCUCUUUGAGCUUGGUGUGGAUUUUGAGCUUAUCCAUAUUGACCUCCAGUCCUUCGAGCACAAAACUCCUGAGUUUUUGCGUCGCCAGCCCUUCGGACAGGUUCCGGCUAUUGAGGAUGGAGACUUCAAGCUUUUCGAAUCCAGGGCGAUCAUAAGGUACUACGCAACAAAAUAUGCAGAAAAAGGCAAGAACCUAAUGGGAAAGACGGUCGAAGAGAGAGGCGUGGUGGAUCAAUGGCUAGAAGUGGAAUCCAACAACUACAACGACCUAGUCUACAACAUGGUUCUUCAGAUGUUUGUGUUCCCCAGCAUGGGACAGCCCAGCGACAUGAGUGUGGUGAAGAAAUGUGCAGAAAAGCUGGGGAAAGUGUUGGACGUUUAUGAAGAAAGGCUUUCAAAGAGCAAAUACCUGGCCGGAGAUUUCUUCUCCUUGGCUGAUCUUAGCCACCUCCCCAGCCUCAGAUUCUUGACCAACGAAGGUGGUUUUGGGCAUUUGGUGAGUGAGAGGAAGUGUUUGAAUGCUUGGUAUUCCGACAUCUCUGCCAGGCCUGCUUGGAACAAAGUGUUGGACCUCAUCAAUAACCAAAAAAAUUGAUCCAGUUUUAUUAUAUUAUUAUAUUUCCCUUUCUCGUGUUUUAUUAUUUGUAUAUUUUCUCUACGUUAUCCCUUCCUAAUAAACUUAUCCUUGCAUCCUAAUCAAAGUUAUAGGGUUAUUAAAUUGGGAUA